AACCAUCGAACGUAACGAUAUCGUCGGAACUCUGCCAUCGUUCUCUCGACAUGAUACCUAAGGAACCUGAGAAGGAAGGUCGUCCUGCUGUUGCAAGGUCUGGCAUGUAUGCAGCGGAAAUGCUAACGCGGCGUUAUGCGAUGCAUGCAAUUAAUGUUGUCAUCGUUGACAAUUUAGCAUGGGUAUGGUGGUAUGAUCGACAGGGUGCAAUCCAGUCAAGCGGUGUCGAUUUCAUCAAGGACCUUCCCUAUUUCCUUGUUCUCAUUGCCACAUUCCGUCAUUUGGGUCUGCGUGAAUGGGGUAUUGACGCCACACUGAGAAGGGAUGGGCAUCAGCACUAUCCGAAGAGGGCUACGAGAGAGUAUCCGAGGAACGACAGACUCGGAACAGUUCAUGAGUGCCAUCCUCGUCGCAAACCCCACGGCUUUGACAUCGUAUUCGGAGAUCGCGAAGAUCAGACGAAUGUCAAAGCAGCCGCCAUUACACGUCCUGAAAAAUUCGUUAAAUCGCGAUAUUCUCUUUUCGGUCGGGGAACAAAGGAAUUUGAGGCCACGCAGAAGAAUACAAAUGCAGUCAUGAAGAGAUACUGGCCGGAGGUCAUUCUCACGAGCGACGCUGUCAUUUUGGAGCAAGCAGUAGAACUGGGUCGGGGAGAUCCGCUCAUAGAGGGACAUCUGCCCACGGUCCUUGCCUCGUACGACUUGAACUACUCGACCGGAACGAUUGGAGAGGACAUUCAGAAAGAAGGGCGAAUUGAUGGGGAUGCUAUCGGUGACUCACGUUGCAUGCGCCUACUACUGAUGCGGAAACUGUUGCCCAUCGACGGAUUGCCCGCUGAGGAGUUUCUGCGUGUAUGGGUGGAAUGCUAUCGAUGUCAUUUCGCGCUCUGGAUGAAGGGCUUUGAACACAGGGAUAUCAGUAUUGACAACCUGCUCUAUGACCCCAUCACUCGAAAAGGUGUUCUGAAUGUUUUUGAUUUGGCUGGGAUCCGCCUGGACAGUAAGAAGCAGGCGACAGGGCAGGAACGAAUAGGCACUAUUCCCUUCAUGGCGAUAGAUCUCCUCUCAAGCAAGUAUUUCCACGGAGAGAUCGUGCGCCUGUACCGCCACGAUUUCGAAUCAUUCCUUUGGAUCCUGGCUUAUAGGCUGCUGCGUGGCGUCGAUGAACAAGAUGCAGAUUUGGCAAAAUGGGAUACUGGCGAUUACAGUUGUUGUCGAGCCUUCAAGAACGACUUUCUCUACACGAAUUUGGGAAGAUGGAGGGCUAAGGAUGAGAAUGAACGGGUUUGGGAAGGCAUUGGGUAUUGGUUGAUGGGAUGGUUGAGCAAAAAACUUUAUGAGAUGACAGACUUGCGUAAUCUCAAGGAAAGGGCGCCGGGGAAGCUGUCACGGAAUGACCUCGCCAAGAUUUCUGAAUGGGAGGACCAGUCCAACCAGUCGGCCAUGGAGGUUCUCAAAGACGCUGAGAGUGUCAUGGCGGAGCACUAUACUGAGGCGGAUUUGUCCAAUCCCUUCCAACCACUCUCUGGCGAAGAGCUCCAACGGUAUCCCCCCUCUCCAUCGCCACCUGCUUCAUCCUCCUGAGUCCCGCUUUUCCCCCUCGCCUUCAAUUAUGGCAACUUAUCUCAUAGCGAGAUCCAUACUCCUGGAUGGUCAUUCAAUGAUUGGUAAUGUCGUAAUGAAUGUUUUAUAUACAAUGUUUGUUCCAGCAUUCAAUGUAGAC
Laetiporus sulphureus 93-53 is the source of this 1722-nucleotide messenger RNA. RefSeq lists its product as uncharacterized. The coding region runs from base 51 to 1583 and encodes 510 amino acids. The record is from RefSeq and is a predicted model, not a curated record. The transcript has 3 exons. Lineage: Eukaryota; Fungi; Basidiomycota; Agaricomycetes; Polyporales; Laetiporaceae.